This is a messenger RNA of Vigna radiata var. radiata (mung bean), 1579 nucleotides long. RefSeq names its product protein ABIL2. The transcript has 10 exons. The record is from RefSeq and is a predicted model, not a curated record. The coding region runs from base 336 to 1319 and encodes 327 amino acids. Lineage: Eukaryota; Viridiplantae; Streptophyta; Magnoliopsida; Fabales; Fabaceae.
GGAUUCCUCGGCCAAUGUUCCGACGUGCUCUCCUCUCCCUCUCUUCCCUAUUCUCCAACUGUAUGUGUUGCAAAACUUGACCUGUCCCUUUCCUUUUUUUUUUGCAGUCAAAAUCCCAACACCUAACCGUUUUAGUGUGAGUGCUGUAGUGAAGGGUCAUCACACGGUGUCUUUUAUUUGACAUUUGGUUUCCAAUGGCAACUGGGUUUUCAAACUUUCGCUUUCCAUGUUCCUCUUGACCACUGUAACUGCAGCAAGAAGCUCCUUCAAAAGGGUUGCUAGGUUGGUUUCUGCAUUCCCGCUGUCUGGUGGUCCUUCUUCCUUUACUUUCAUUUAUGGGGAAGAUCACGACUUCUGCAACCCAACCUGUAUCUCAAGAAGCUUCCAAUUAUGAUGAGGUUUUUAUGCAGCAGAGCUUACUCUUCGAUGAUAGUUUGAAGGAUUUGAAGAAUCUGAGAGCACAAUUAUAUUCAGCAGCUGAAUAUUUUGAACUCUCUUACACCAACGAUGACCAAAAGCAAAUAGUGGUAGAAACAUUGAAGGAUUAUGCCAUCAAAGCCCUAGUAAAUACAGUGGACCAUUUAGGUUCUGUGACCUACAAAGUAAAUGAUCUGUUGGAUGAAAAGGUCGUUGAAGUUUCUGUUGCAGAACUAAGAGUAUCUUGUAUUGAACAGAGAAUAAAGACUUGCCAAGAGUAUAUGGAUCAUGAAGGGCGUACCCAACAGUCAUUGGUGAUUAGUACUCCAAAAUAUCCCAAGCGUUAUAUCCUGCCAGUUGGGGAGACCAUGCAUGGUGCCAACUACACAAAGUCAAAAUAUGAGGGUUUAAACCUAGAUGAUGAAGAUGACUGGCCUCACUUUAGGAAUGCUGUUCGAGCUACAAUUAGAGAAACACCACCUUCUACAGCAAGAAGAGGGCGUUCUCCGUCACCUUCUUUACAACCUCAGAGAUCUGGAGCUUUUUCAUUCACUUCUUCUUCAACCUUGCCUAAAAAAGAUUUAGAGAGGCGAUCGGUUUCACCAUACCGGUUCCCCCUUCUGCGCACCGGAUCUCGGUCAAGUAGGCCUACUACACCCAAGAUAAGUAGACCGACCACACCAAAUCCUAGCAGACCCACCACACCAAAUCCUUCCAAUGCAAGACAAAGGUACCCUUCAGAGCCACGGAAAUCAUCUUCUAUGCGAUUAUAUGCCGAAAGAGACCCUGCCAAAGACGUAGAACAGUACCCCAGUAAGAGUAAACGUCUCCUGAAGGCCUUACUAAGUAGGCGCAAGUCUAAGAAGGAUGACAUGCUAUAUACAUACUUGGACGAGUACUGAUACGGUAGAACCUAUAGAAAGCAAGGGAAAUAUUCAAAUAUGUCAUAGAAUCUUGGAAACAAGUCAAAUUUUGCUUGCUAGUUUGAUAGGCUGCACUUCUUUGUCGUUUAAAUGAACAUUUAUACGGUAUUUUUCCUUUGUCUUUGUUUUACUUUGUGUAACUAAGCACCCCAAAUUAUGAUGUGUGAUAGUAUAAUAGCUCAAGCGUUGUUUUGAACAAUGAAUGUUAUAUAAUCAAGUAAAGUUGGCAUCAUUUAUCU